UGUAUGAUGUCGAGGGACGGUGGAAACAGCGUUCUGACGAAAUUCGAGAACCUCUACCCAGACCAGCGUUUAUUAUUUGUUGCUGAGUUUGGAGAAGUUAGCUAUCCACCGUUUUUUUAAAACAAGUUUGUGGAGAGUGACUGCCAACGUAUUCGAUUUUUAGUGCAUUCAAACUAGGCUUAGUGGAAGAAAGCUGGUUUCAGUCAACAAAUUAACACCUGCUAACGUUGUAUGUGAACUGUAGCGUUCAUAUUCGCUAAUGUUUCUUAGCUAUGCUGGCUAACCUAGCCAGCUAACCAUCGUAUAGCUUCCUACUCGGUACUACAUUAACCUAGACAGGCGUUUGUGAUUUAACUAACCUACCUAGCUAGCUAUUUAGGUGUCUGAUCUUCUGUUGCUGUUUUCUGAAUGGUCGUUGUAUGGAUUACUCGAGUCGUUAGCAGUAUUAUGCUUUGUUAGACGUUAUUUACCUUGCUAACCGCUAGCUAGCUAACUAACUUGCUAGCUUGGUUAUGCACAGACAGACACCUGGUGGUUACAGUUUUCUGUUUGUAUGGAUAGGAACAUAAGUUGAGUGAUGUCCUAACCUAAGCAGAUAGGUUGGAUUAUUAUUCGUUCACGCGGUGUGUACAUGCUGGCUAUGGGGGGGUUAAAAGGCAUCAUGCAUUCUUCAGAAAAGACAUGGAUACUUUUAAUCUUAGUGGUGGUUGUCACCCUGGAAGUGACAGCUGAUGUGGGACCAGAAGCCAAUGAUGUACCAGACGCUGAUCCCUCCCAGUAUUUUCAUGACCAGAACACAGAGGAGGAUGAGGUUCCUGUGGGCUCCAGAGUAGUGGCAGGGCAUUCUGUUUCCAUCAGGGAAGCCUCCCCUACCACAGAGGAGCUCCAGCUCAAGGAUGAUGUAACAGACAGGGGAGCUGACAGUGAGGUUGAGGGGGUUGAAAAGGAAGACCUUCCUAGUCAGCCCCCUCCAACAGGUGCAAAGCCAAAGGAGGUUCCUGUGGCGAUAGGUGGCACAGCCUCUGGGGAACGCUGUCUCUUUCCUUUCCUCUUUCUGGGGAAGGAGUACUCAGACUGCACCACUGAGGGUAGAAGGGAUGGGAGACUGUGGUGCGCCACCACCUACGACUAUGAGCACGAUAAAAAAUGGGGCUUCUGUGAAACGGAGGAGCAGGCAGAGCAGAGGAGGCUAGUAGCAGAGGCAGAGGAGCAGUAUCAGGCUACCAUCAAGCUGAUCAACAGCACCAGCCGAAAGAGCCAGAAAAAAGAGCUAUAUGAGCACUUGUUGAAAGUGGCAGGCAUGGGGCAUACCAAGGCCAUGGAGAAGGUGGCAUAUGCCAUGCUGUUUGGAGACUAUAUGCCCCAGAACGUUCCGCAAGCCAAGGAGCUGUUUGAGAAGCUGGCACUCGAGGGCUCCCCAAAAGCACAGAUGGCUCUUGGUUUUCUAUAUGCAGCAGGAUUAGGGGUGAAUUCCAGUCAAGCCAAGGCAUUGGUCUAUUACACCUUUGGAGCUCUAGGGGGAAACCUGGUUGCACACAUGAUUCUAGGCUACAGAUACUGGGGAGGGGUUGGAGUGCCUCAGAGCUGCGAGUCUGCCCUCACUCACUACAGGCUGGUGGCCAAUCACGUGGCUAGUGAUGUGUCCCUGACUGGGGGCAGCGCAGUGCAGAGGAUCCGUCUGCUUGAUGAGCUGGAGAACUCCGGGUCUCCCAGCGGCAUGCUGGAGGAGGACCUGAUCCAGUACUACCAGUUUCUAGCUGAAAAAGGGGAUGUGCAAGCUCAGGUGGGUUUGGGUCAGUUGCACUUACACGGAGGCAGAGGGGUAGAACAAAAUCAUCAGCGAGCCUUUGAAUACUUCAACCAAGCUGCUAACGCUGGCAACACGCAUGCAAUGGCCUUCCUUGGGAAGAUGUACUCUGAGGGUAGUGAGUUUUUGCCCCAGAACAAUGAGACGGCUCUGAUUUACUUCAAAAAGGCCUCAGAACAAGGUAAUCCAGUUGGUCAGAGUGGGCUUGGUAUGGCAUACCUCUAUGGAAGAGGUGUUCCUGUGAAUUAUGAUAUGGCACUCAAGUACUUCCAGAAGGCUGCAGAACAAGGCUGGGUAGAUGGACAGCUACAGCUGGGCACUAUGUACUACAAUGGUAUCGGUGUUAAGCGUGACUACAAGCAGGCACUGAAGUUUUUUAACCUGGCCUCCCAGGCAGGUCAUAUUCUGGCCUUCUAUAACCUGGCCCAGAUGCAUGCCACAGGCACAGGUGUCAUGCGCUCCUGCCACACGGCUGUGGAGCUCUUUAAGAAUGUGUGUGAGCGAGGCCGGUGGUCCGAGAGGCUGAUGAUGGCCUACAGCAGCUUUAAAGAUGGAGACAUGGAUUCUGCUUUAGUUCAGUAUCUGCUACUAGCUGAGCAGGGCUAUGAGGUCGCUCAAAGCAAUGUGGCCUUCAUCCUCGACCAGAAACAGUCCCGGCUCUUCAGUGACAACGAAACCUACCCUCGUGCUCUCCUUCACUGGACCAGAGCGGCUGCCCAAGGUUACACAGUGGCCAGAAUUAAGCUGGGUGAUUAUCAUUUCUAUGGAUAUGGCACUGAUGUGGACUACGAAUCUGCAGUCAUCCACUAUAGACUGGCCUCUGAGCAGCAACACAGUGCCCAGGCCAUGUUCAACUUGGGCUACAUGCAUGAGAAAGGCCUUGGCAUAAAACAGGACAUACACCUGGCUAAGCGUUUCUAUGACAUGGCUGCAGAGGCCAGUCCUGAUGCACAGGUUCCCGUGUUCUUGGCCCUCUGCAAACUGGGACUCAUCUACACAGUGCAGUAUUUGCAGGAGCUUAAUCUGAAGGAGCUUCUUUCUCAGGUGGAUCUGGACCAGCUGCUGGGUCCUGAGUGGGACCUCUACCUCAUGACUGUUAUUGCUCUACUCCUGGGCACAGUCAUUGCAUACCGGCAAAGGCAGCACCAGGCUGUACCAAGAGUCCCCCCCGCACCCCCAAGACCUGUGGCCCAGCCGGAGCAGGCUGCCGCUGAGCCCAACCAGGACUAAGAGAGGGCCUCAGCCUGGCAAGAGAUGUUGGAGACAUGAGAGCAAGGGCGAAGGAUCUGCUCUUCUUGGACAGUUACAACAGCUCCCUCCACCCAGCUGCAGGCCUUAACCUCCUCCAAGUAUUAGGUCUAGGAACUGUCUAGACUCCCAUGAUCCUCUUCCUUUGCCUUGAGCUUUGUGGGGGGAUAACCGGGGAAGGUGGGAAGUAAUAGAAGCAAACUGGAGUGCAAAAACAAAGGAUGACUUGCUAUCUCUAAAGUGUGUGGCUCAGGGUAUUACCAGCUGAAGCGUCAUUUAUUUGUGCUGCUUAGUACUCACAAGUUUGGGGACUCCCCUUAGCCACUGUGCUAGAAGCCAAGGACCUGAUUCUGUUGCCAUGUUCCCAUGCACCAGUUCAGAUGGUUCUAAAAACAUCAGUGUGGCUCACACUUGUUUACCUCCUGGCCCACACCUUUGCUGAAUAAAAAGUGAAACACACUGGACCUCACAUUGUCAAAUACUGGGGGAAAAAUCUAUUAGCAUGCCUUCCUAGUACUUGUUUUGCUAGCCAGUGUGGCUUGUUGGCAGACGUGCUUGGUUUGUAAAAGUCUUUUUAAAAACACCGUCUGCUGGUUAAUUUAUAGUUGUAAAUUAUCACAAACAUUUUAUGCCAGCGCAGUAGUUACUGUUAAUGUUUCAUGUUGGCUAAAUCUGGCACAAAUUUAAAAAAAAAAGGAAAAAAAAGAAAAAAAAAAAAAGAUAAUUGGUCAACUGUUUGACUGAAGUAAUACACAUACUAGUGGACAUAGUUGCUGUUUGAAGGCUUUUUUGAUGGUCACAAAUGCUCAUCUUUUCAAAUAUUUAUAAUACCGCCCUUUAAUUUCUUAUAGAUCUGUUAUAACCGAAUCAAAAGGUACAGUUUUCUCAGGCACUUCCAGCACUAUUGCAAUUUAAAAUGGCUUUCCAAUCCCAGUGUCUGAUGAGGUUCUAAAGUUUUGUGACUGCUUUUUGAAAGACUGAAGACUGCAGCAUACACCAUUUUGGUAUAAAGUCACCUACAUUUUCUAGGUAUUGAUUUUGAGACCUUUGUUUUACUUUGUCACUUUGGAAUCAGAAAUUUGAAUAGGAAGGUUUUUUUUUUUUUCAAUACAUGUCGGAACAUAGCAAUAUGUGUGGUCUGUAAACUUUUAAAGAAACACUGUAUAGGAUGUAAAGUAAUCAGAAUCAUGUUUUUCCUGCUGGGAUGUGCCAGAGUACUGCCUGUAAUGGUCAAUUAGCUGAUCUUUUCAUAUACAACUUAUAAAACGUGAAAAGUUAUAAAGAAAAUACAUGUUCAUCAGACUCCACACAGUCGUGCACAGUGUGGCUAAAAAAGUUCACAAGAAACUAAUAAAAUGGUCCGUGGGUUUCGGUUCAGUACACUUUCUGAAAUGUAUAUGCUCAUUUGCAAAUGUACAAUGAAAAAUCCUUAGUGUCCUUUCUCCAUGUUUAGGACAAAGCUUUUCCAGCAUUUUCCUUAAAAACUAAGUGGGUGGGUCUGGAUUUAAACAUUUUCUCCUUAUUGCUUUUUUUUUCUAGCUACUAAGAGUGAGAGCCAAUUUCCAAUCUUUGCUAUUUAAAAGUAAUGUCCUUUCCAAAACUGUCUUCUUGAUUUCUAUGUAUGCCCUUCCAAAAGGGAAUGAGAAUUAUGCAACUCUCAAAACAUGAAAAUGGUCAGCAUCAUUAUUUUCCCCCACACUUUCUCUACCAUCCUGUAAAACCUGGAUGAUGAUGUUGCCAGGGUAUGACAAAAAAGUGCGUAGUAGUAUUCCAAGAAAGGUCCCUCUACAUGGCUGAGUGAGAUGAUUUCUAUUGUACUCCGUUCUAUGUCGAACCUCUUCUGCAAUAAGCAUGUCACCCUCCUUUUCCCAUUUCUCUUUACCAUACAUUUUAUUUUCCAAUUUUGCCAGAAGAAAACCCUUAUAUACAAUAAUGUAUUUAUCUGUGUUACACUCCUUCAAUUUACAUGUAAACAACAAUACUUUUGAAAUCCUCCUUCACUCAUCUUUGAUGCUUUGGCCACAUUUUGAUUAAAGUAGUGCCAGACUUGGA
This is a messenger RNA of Electrophorus electricus (electric eel), 5107 nucleotides long. RefSeq names its product SEL1L adaptor subunit of SYVN1 ubiquitin ligase (gene sel1l). Gene Ontology annotation, cellular component: endoplasmic reticulum membrane. The record is from RefSeq and is a predicted model, not a curated record. Gene Ontology annotation, biological process: ERAD pathway. Gene Ontology annotation, molecular function: protein binding. NCBI's taxonomy places the organism in Eukaryota, Metazoa, Chordata, Actinopteri, Gymnotiformes, Gymnotidae.